CAUACAUGUACUCUAGAGGAGCUUCUUUCGGCAGGGAGAGAAGUGCAGAAUAUGUAAAAGGAUUUAACGAAAUGGCCACUGUAGAUGGUCAGUCAUCCCAGUACACGUACAUGUUACAUUUAGCCAGUGGGUGCAUUGAAUUCUUGAAUUCGUGGCUCCAGAAUGGUUGUUGUGUACCGGUAUGCCUGCUCGCCCGAGCUCAGACCUUUGACACUGUUGCAAACCACAGAAUACCAACAGCACCAUUAAACCGAUCUAUCACUGCUGGCUAGCUAGCCAUCCAAGCAUCAACAGAGCACACAGUUCUUUGUUUUAUCCCCUUUGUCCUUUUAUGAAGGAUACAGAAUGACAUCCUCUCUAAAGGAUAUUGUCAAAGGCACCGAAGAGGACAAGGAAGAGCAUGAGCAACACGACAGCAGUAUCAACGCCGUCGAAGUAGGCUCGCACCGCCUACACGUCUUGGCAGAACUGGGAAUUCUAGGAUCUUCAGUAUCCGAGGGAGAGGAACGAUUUGGCACUACAUGUAGUAGGCAAAGUUCGGAAAACGAUUCAGGGUUUUUGGGACAUCAUCAUCCAUUAUUUCCAAGCAGCGGAAAUGACACAUCCGAGAUUGAUGGAGGGGAAGCAGAAGAAGGGAAUGCAGAAGAAACAGAAGGCGCUACGGAGGACGAGUUCAUCAUGAAGGUACUGCAAGAGCGGAUGAGGGAGCAUUCCGCUGACAGCCCCGGCACUGAACCACAAGGCAUCCCAACGCAGCCAGAAUCAACCAGCAACGCUCAGCAAGUAUCUACCCAGCCACAGGAGCCUGGUGCCUAUUUUGCAGCGCCUGGAAUGAGGGGACUCCAGAGAGCCGAGUCUCUCAACUUAUCACUAUUUGAUUCCUCAUCCGAAUUUUCACUUGGCCCACUCGAAAGUGACAACGAUGAGGAACUUGGCCUGUCGCCUGCAGAAACAUGCACCGGCACUGUCGGGAAUUCCAGCCCGACGGAGGAAACUGAUGCAACUCCUAGUGACACCGACAACCAUGGUGGGUUGGCAGUAGCAGACAUGGUUGAAGAAGACUUGCCUCAUGCAGAAAACUACAAUGUCCAAAACCAGGAUACAACGAGGCAGGAAAAGACCAAGCAAGCAAAAAUCAGAAUCAUUUUGGGGGUCAUGGCUUUGGCAAUGAUUAUCAUCAUAUUGGCAGCAGUUUUCCUUGUUGUUGACAAGGGUGCAACUCCUCACACACCUGAAUUGGGGACAGAACUUCAGACUAACUAUCCUUCAGAGUCUCCAGUCAAUCCAUUGGAGAAGAAAAUCAAGCCUGUGCUGUUCAAAGGAAAUGCCACACUGGCUCUAGGAGAUGCUGAUUCACCUCAGUUCAGAGCCUAUCAGUGGCUGUUGGAAGACUCUGAUCAUCUCCCCACUUAUUCUGAUGAAAGGAUCAUGCAGAAGUUUGCUCUGGCCAGUUUGUACUUUGCCACUGAUGGCAAUGGUUGGGAAGAUAACACAAACUGGCUCAAUCAUAGCAUUCAUGAAUGCAGCUGGAUCAACAUGCCAAGUUUUUCAAGGAAACACGUCACUUCUUUUUACCUUCCAGGGUACCUUGAUGGUUUCUUGGAACCUCCUCCCUCCACUCCAUGUGAUGAGGAUGGCCUCUACCAACACCUUUGGCUUGACCAGAACAACCUCAUGGGCUUUGUGCCAACUGAGUUUUUCAUGUUAACAACAUUGAAGACACUGUCAAUGGGGAGGAAUCAAAUAGAUGGGACCAUUUCUAGUAUGAUUGGGAAACUGACACGAUUGGAAGGACUAGCUCUUGGUCAGCUGCCUCCCAAAGGUGUCAUUCCAACUGAAGUAGGUUUGCUGACAAACUUGAAUGUACUCUUCUUGGGUCGAAAUCAGCUUCAGGGAACUAUUCCCAGUGAGCUCUGGAAGCUUACCAACUUGGUUGAUGUGGUUCUGUUUGGGAACCCCGAACUGGGGGGGACAAUCCCCACUGAGAUAUCUGCUUUCUCAAAGUUAAGAUGGCUCAUCCUGGAUCAGAGUGGCUUUUCAGGAACAAUUCCAACUGAAAUAGGGCAAAUCAAAUCACUGGAGUGGCUUGUAAUUGCUGAGAAUAGCAUGACUGGGAACCUUCCAAGUGAGAUAGGGCAGCUUUCAAAGUUGAUGUUGAUUUCUGCAUGGGACAACUGGUUUGAAGGCGCUCUACCUACAGAGUUUGGCCUUCUCUCAUCAAUGUUUUUGGCUCGACUGGACAAGAACCAGUUUUCUGGUCAAGUCCCAAGUGAGCUUGGCCUUCUCGCAAGCUUGGAGGAUUCCCUGGACUUGAGAGACAAUCUGUUUUCCGGAGUCAUUCCCACCCAACUUGGCUUCUUGACAAGGCUACAAGAGUUGGAGUUUUCCAACAACCAAUUCUCUGGCCAGAUCCCUAGUGAGCUUGGUCAGCUCACCAACAUGGUCCAGUUGAUAUUUGCCAAUAACUCCAUAUCUGGCACUGUCCCUCAAGAACUAUCGCCACUUCAGGGCUCUUUGUACAUGUUGAAGCUGGUAGGUAAUCCAGGCUUGUCUGGGACUGUUCCUGUGGAGCUAUGUACCAUCAAUGCCACCUGUACAAGCACUUCUGUGAAUGAAUGUGGAGAUGCUGCUGGACUGGCUUUUGACUGUUCCAGCUUGCUUUGUGGCUGUGGUUGCUUGUGCAGUCAUGCAUAGCAUCUGACUGUAGGAAUUGGAUCUGUCCAAAAUGAGCACAAGGUCUCAACGGAUUCAACAUGUGCUACCGGUAUGACAAGCGUGGCUCUCUGGCAACUCCUUCCACCAAACCCAUGUCUUGGUCAAGGCAAUUAAUAUUCUCAGGCUUUGAUCAACUGUUGUUGAAGUGUAUUACAUAGUCUUCGUGCAUUUCAGUUGUUACACUGGCAGACAUCUUACCUAUGGUGCGCUGCCGGCAGUGGGUUUUCUGCAUGCAACUGAACUGAUAUUGAGUGAUCCGCUCUGUGCAGGGGGG
This is a messenger RNA of Seminavis robusta, 2989 nucleotides long. Lineage: Eukaryota; Bacillariophyta; Bacillariophyceae; Naviculales; Naviculaceae. The record is from the annotation of a GenBank genome assembly.